Sardina pilchardus (European sardine) is the source of this 1019-nucleotide messenger RNA. RefSeq names its product natriuretic peptide C (gene nppc). The record is from RefSeq and is a predicted model, not a curated record. The transcript is spliced from 3 exons. NCBI's taxonomy places the organism in Eukaryota, Metazoa, Chordata, Actinopteri, Clupeiformes, Clupeidae. Bases 96 to 455 code for a protein of 119 amino acids. Gene Ontology annotation, biological process: receptor guanylyl cyclase signaling pathway; cGMP biosynthetic process. Gene Ontology annotation, cellular component: extracellular region. Gene Ontology annotation, molecular function: hormone activity.
UGAGAAUCUUGGGAGUAAAGGCACAGACAGAAGAAGCAAAAACUCAGUUGCUUGCGCACCUUCUUUACAACGGGACCAGCUUACAAACACUCAGAAUGAACAUCUCGCAUCUUUUUGCUUGUGGACUAUUGAUGACUCUGCUUUCAAUCAGCACAGAGGCCAAACCUUUAACGCCGGCACAACAGAAGUCUCUCCGUUCUUUGCUGGGAGAAGAGCUGUCAGAGUUCCUUGCGUCUGGCGAGAAGGAGCGCAGAUUGGAGAACAUACGCGCCAGAAUCCGGCUACUGCGAGACCUCCGUCUGGACACCCGCGCCAAAAACAUGCGCAUCAUGAAUGACCAGCCCAGCGUACGAAAGCACAAACCAGGAACCAAGAAAGGAGGAUCCACAUCAAAAAGCGGUUGCUUUGGACACAAGAUGGACAGAAUAGGAACCAUGAGUGGCAUGGGCUGUUAGAAGAAUCAUAAUGGGAAUAUAUUGAAUCCUCAGAAGACGAUAGGUCUGGACAACUUUGUGACGGUGGGACCUCACCUGAGGCAGAACCUUAAAAGAAGCAUUUUUUUGGUACGAAAGACACCCUGACCAGCACAAAUGAGGACUAUGACCAACAUGAUAAAAACAACCAACCUAUGUAUAACAUAAAAGACAUCAAACACUACAAAACGGCGGAGAUUGGUGUAAAAACUAAGACCCGCAAAGCUGUAUAUUGUCGCUGCUGCUGUAAAUUCAUGUACUUUAUUCCUGCAUAAAUGUAUUUAUGUUUUAAAAACUAUUUAUAUGUUUAUAAAAAAGAGAAUAUUUAUAAAUAUGAGUUUUAUUUAUGUAACAUUUUGGAAAUGCAACUGCAGGUCAAUUCUGUUUGUAACUUUUGUUUUAAAUAGUUGUAAAUGUUUUAAAAAUGAUUAAAAAAACAUUCCACAUGCAGUACUUUGUGAAACUUGGUUUGGACCCAUUUUAUCUAACAGGAUGUAUGACGUGUGUAACACUAAUCAUGAUAGAGCUCUUGUAGUUUAAUAUGAU